Molecule: messenger RNA, 1762 nt
Organism: Hemicordylus capensis (graceful crag lizard)
Lineage: Eukaryota; Metazoa; Chordata; Lepidosauria; Squamata; Cordylidae
Gene: RTF2
Product: replication termination factor 2
Exons: 9
Coding region: 85-1017 (310 amino acids)
Biological process (GO): mitotic DNA replication termination; site-specific DNA replication termination at RTS1 barrier
Cellular component (GO): nucleus
Source: RefSeq, a predicted model, not a curated record
UCUUCUGUCCCGUGACCGGAAGUUUUUUGUGUGUGCUUCUUGUGAGGAAACGCGGAAGCGCCAGACAGCUGCUGGAGGAGAGAGAUGGGCUGCGACGGGGGAACCAUCCCCAAGAGACACGAGCUGGUGAAGGGGCCUCGCAAGGUCGAGAAGGUUGACAAAAAUGCAGAAUUAGUGGCCCAGUGGUACUAUUGCACUCUGAGUCAAGAGAAGUUAAGCAGACCAAUCGUUGCUUGUGAACUUGGCAGGCUUUAUAACAAAGAUGCAAUCAUUGAAUUUUUGUUGAAUAAAUCUUCUGAUAAAGUCCUUGUGAAGGCUGCAGCUCACAUCAAAAGUAUUAAGAAUGUCAUAGAACUGAAUCUCACAGACAACCCAGCUUGGACUGGUGACAAGGGUAAUACAAAAGGAGAUAAAUAUGACGACAUCCAGAGUGCACGUUUUAUUUGCCCUGUUGUGGGAUUGGAAAUGAAUGGAAGGCAUAGGUUUUGUUUCCUGCGGAACUGUGGGUGUGUGUUCUCUGAACGUGCUCUCAGAGAAAUUAAAACAGAAACUUGUCACAAGUGUGGGAUCCCUUUUCAAGAUGAUGACGUGAUUGUACUUAAUGGCACUAAAGAGGAUGUUGAAGUGCUGAAAAGAAGAAUGGAAGAGAGGAGGCUUAAGAGCAAACUGGGGAAGAAAUCCAAGAAAUCUAAGGCAGCAGAGACCAUUGUGAAGCCUGAUACUAAGGAAGAUUUACCUGGACCAUCUCAAGUAAAUACUGAAAAGGAUGCCACAACAAUUAAUUCUGGAGAAAAGAGGAACAUUGCAUUUUGUAAAGGUUCAGCCGAUAAUGAAAGUGCAUUGUCUUUAUCUGAAAGAGGCAGCAACAAAAAUGCAUCUGGCCCUCCCAAGCGAUCCAUUGCAAACAGUGAGGAAAAAUCGGAAGCGUACAAAUCGAUCUUUACUUCCCACAGCUCAGCCAAACGCUCCAAGGAAGAGUCUUCCAAUUGGAUUACUCACACAGCCUACUAUUUCUGAAGCAGAAAAGUAUCUGUUGCUCUUUCCCUCCUCUCACUUUUCCUCUUAAAAAUGAGGUCUUUGUAACUGAGUAUUAUGCAGUUUGUGAUCAAUGUAAUAGCUCAUGUAUUCCUGUACAACAGAACUGUAGAUAAUUAAAAAAAAAACAGGUAGCUGAACCUGGCUUGGUUCUUAAACGGGGAAGGGAUUUGAACAAGUACUGAUCUGUAGCCUCACCUCUGUUACCCUUUAUUGCAUAUUGAUUAUUGCACUGCUCCUGCUUUGUUUGAAUAAUGGAAGCACAUGUGUCCUAUUAGUACAGAAGCAGAUGCCCUCACAUCACCCAGUGUCUGACAGACAUCCCAUCUACCACUCCUGAUUUGAUGGGAAAUUGUAGGCUGGGGACUUAGAAACGUAAGGUAGGAGCCCAGCAUUAGCACUUCCCUGCUUGGUUAUUUUCUUAGAGAUGUUACAAGAUGCAACAUGGGAAGGCUUCAGCUGAAUGAGAACAUUCCACCAUCCACUUUUGCAAGUGCCGCAGUCAAAUGUCUAUGAAGUCUGUGGGGUGAUGGAUCACGCAGAGGCCUUUGCAGGCUGUCCUGGCUCACCCACCUGUUGCAGGUAUAUCUCUUACCAAGUUUUCAUAUGGGGAUUGCGAAAUAUUUACUUCUAAUUUCCAUUCGUGUACUUUGUCAAAGAAAACGAAGCCUAUUUUUUAAAUUUUCUGACAUCUUGUCCUUACAAAUAAAACCUUGCUUCUCAUAAA